AUGCCCAGCCACUCUCCCGACGCCAGUAUGGACACCACCGCGCAACACCUCGCCCGGACCAGCCCCGCCCCCGCGACCUCCGCGGCCGGGGCCUCCGCCGCAGCCACCGCGGGAUCGCAACCCGAACCAAAGAAACAAAAGACGAAGGAGAAACCCGUCUCCACACUGGAUAGAUACGCCACAUUCAUAGCGCAAGAAAUAGAUUUGGCCAUAUCGAGACUGAACUGCGAAGUUGACGCAGCAUACGAACUCGCGACCAGCAUGUACGGAGCCGAGGGCCAUCCCCUUAGCGCGUUCGCCAAGGACAGGCAUGACAACCUCGUCUACAUCAGAGACAACCUAGCAGAGCUCCUGAACGACAAACUCAAGCUGAAGGGUUUCGCCAGGGCCGCCCGCAAGUACGACGAUCCAACGGAUGCCACAACGCAAACCACAGACUUCGCUACCUCGAUUAGCACCUCCGACGCUCAAACCGACACGGACCUCGUGCCGAGUUGGUGGUUGAGCGACGGAUUUACCCAGACGGGCGCCGCCACGCGCAGCCGGAGGCCGGCAACACCACGCAUCGCCGACACGGCAGCCGAGUCCGCCUCGGAAACCGAAAACGAAAAUUCCUCCGAAGUCGGUACCGUCGACACGGCAGCCGAGUCUGCCGCGGAAACGGAAAACGUCAGAUGGUCCGUAGUCGCAAGGAAGAAGGCCAGGCCGCGGAACAAGGCGACGGCAGAUCCUUCCCAGGCGCAGUCCACUCACGUGGCUCGGCAGCAGCCAAAAUCAUACCCGAGGAAACCGCCAGCUAUCAUGAUCAAACCGGCCGCCGGCAGAUCAUACAGCGACACGGUAAGAGCAGUCAGGUCUUGCGGCCUCACCAUGGCCGAUUUGGGAUCGAGCUUGGUCAUGAGGGAGACCCAGGGUGGGUCCCUCCUGAUGGAGCUUCCUAGAGGCGACAAUUCCGCUGCGGCCGCGAAAAAAAUCGCCGCCGCCUUCUCGGAAAGACUCGGUAGCGACAUAGGCAGAAUCUCGCAGCUCGGGGUCCUCGUAGACGUGGAGGUCCUGGACCUAGACUCUUGCGCCACCGCGGACGAUGUCCUUGAGGCACUCCGCGACACCGUCACUAGUGAAGACAACAAUACCUUAGCAGCAGAUCGCGCCUCGAUAUGUGACGUUAGGAUUUGGCCCACCAAAUCAAAGCAGCAGAUAGCUUCGGCGAGGAUGCCCAGACACCUGGCCACCCAGAUCCCCAGCAUCUCGGUUGGCUAUUCCAAGUGUAGGGUAAGACCGAGGACACUCCCACCAGAGCGAUGUUACCGAUGCCAGAUGUUUGGCCACAACGCGAGAAAGUGCACCUCCGAAGUCGACCGCACCGGCGCCUGCUGGAGAUGCGGCUUGAACGGCCACGAUUCGAAGAGUUGCACCGAACCCGACGACAGCUGCUUGGCCUGCCACCUCGCAGGCCUACCGAAGGUCAGUCAUAAACCAGGGUCGGGCGCCUGCGCCGCCAGGAGGCAGGCCGCAAGCCCGACCGCUACCUCGCGCAACGCAUGA
Messenger RNA from Macrosiphum euphorbiae (potato aphid), 1545 nucleotides. The record is from the annotation of a GenBank genome assembly. Lineage: Eukaryota; Metazoa; Arthropoda; Insecta; Hemiptera; Aphididae.